Molecule: messenger RNA, 1530 nt
Organism: Cornus florida
Lineage: Eukaryota; Viridiplantae; Streptophyta; Magnoliopsida; Cornales; Cornaceae
Product: transcription factor RF2b-like
Exons: 4
Coding region: 127-1215 (362 amino acids)
Biological process (GO): regulation of DNA-templated transcription
Cellular component (GO): nucleus
Molecular function (GO): DNA-binding transcription factor activity
Source: RefSeq, a predicted model, not a curated record
CGAUUCUAUCAUCACUGUCCGAAACUGAACAUCUCUUUCUCUCUCUCUCAACAUGCUGAUGAAAGAGAACAGAGAUAACGAAGAACACACCUAAGACAGACAUAUAUAGUUAUAGUGACCAUCGAAAUGCAAGAUCCAUCAAAUUCAAACCCUAACCCUAGCUCCCAGAAUGCUCACCAGAAGCCAUCAGCAGAGACAACGACGUCGUUCGCAGACCGUUCCGGCUCAUUCAGGCCGGCUCACCACCGGCGAGCCCACUCGGAGGUGAACUUCCGGCUGCCGAACGACCUAGAUCUCGUCUCCGACCCCUUCGAUGCGCCGUCUGGGAGUUUCGAUGAGAUCGGAUCGGAGGACGAUCUCUUCUGCACUUACAUGGACAUUGAGAAGCUUGGAUCCAGCAUAUUAGACGGCCGGAUCGACAAUGCGGGCGGUGGCGGAGGCGGAGGUGGAGGAGCGGAGGCUGAGGCCGUUGAAGGUGAAAAUGUUGCGAGGCCUAGGCAUCGACACAGCAAUUCUGUUGAUGGAUCUACUUUUUUUAGUGAGAGUAUAGAAGCCAAGAAAGCAAUGGCUCCUGAUAAGCUUGCUGAGUUGUGGACAAAUGAUCCCAAGCGAGCUAAGAGGAUUCUGGCCAAUCGACAGUCUGCAGCUCGUUCAAAAGAGAGGAAGGCGCGCUAUAUAUCAGAACUUGAGAGAAAAGUUCAGACCCUUCAAACUGAAGCAACCACUCUUUCUGCGCAACUUACACUGUUCCAGAGGGAUACAACAGGUCUUAAUACAGAAAAUGCUGAGCUUAAGCUUCGGUUACAAGCUAUGGAACAACAAGCUCAGUUACGUGAUGCUCUGAAUGAAGCACUGAAGCAUGAAGUAGAAAGGCUCAAAUUUGCCACUGGAGAAUUAGCAUCUGCAUCAGAUAUAUACAAUUUUGGAAUGCAUAAUGUUCCAUAUAUCCAGUCUUCCUUUUUCGCACGUCAGGCACAACCAGGGAUCAGUGACUUCCAGAACAUGCAAAUGCCAGAGUUUCAUCAGUUCCAGUCAAACAUGUCAACCCACCAGCAGCCUAUGUUUGCAGCAGCCCACUCACUGUCCCUCGCAGAGAUGUUGCAGCAGGAUCCGCUUGGUCGUAUGCAAGGGCUUGAUAUCAGCGGCAGAGGCUCUCACUUUGUGAAGUCCGAAGCUUCCCCCAUUUCUGCCAGUGAAAGUAGCAGUACAUUUUGAUUCGAACUUCGCUGAUCAGCCCCUGGCGCCACCCUAUUUGUUAAAAAUUGUUCAUAGACUGACACCUAAUUUAGCAUCCAGAAUUACCAUUUGUUCAAAUUUAAUUCUAUUGAUUGGAGAUUCAAUAGGCCUUGUGUUGAUUUUAUUUUAUUUUUCUGUAUCAUUUCUUAUGAUGUGAUCAUUUAUGGGAAUGAAAGGUUGCUCCCACUGAACUGGGACUGUAUGUUCUCAUGCCACGCUUCUCCUUCAUACUUUAUUUAUUUUUUUAUAAAUUAAACUCUCUCUCUUAUUGGGAGAUGAGUUCUGUUUAACUUA